Glarea lozoyensis ATCC 20868 is the source of this 411-nucleotide messenger RNA. Its product is annotated as Nucleic acid-binding protein. NCBI's taxonomy places the organism in Eukaryota, Fungi, Ascomycota, Leotiomycetes, Helotiales, Helotiaceae. The record is from RefSeq and is a predicted model, not a curated record. The transcript has 2 exons. Gene Ontology annotation, molecular function: translation initiation factor activity; RNA binding. Gene Ontology annotation, biological process: translational initiation. The coding region runs from base 1 to 411 and encodes 136 amino acids. Gene Ontology annotation, cellular component: nucleus.
AUGGGCCGACCGAAGCGCAAUGUCACUGCAGCAGCGGAAGAGACAUCUACACCUCCAUCAGCCUUGACUGCUACCCAAUCAAUAGCUCGUGUUGUCAAAGCGGAAGGGAACAGCCUCUACACGUGCACCCUUCCCGAGGGCAAGACUCUACUACUUGAGCUUGAGUCGCGAUUCCGCAACACAAUAUGGAUCAAGCGUGGAGGAUAUGUGCUGGUGGACACCAAAGACGCCGCAACCAGACAGAAUAAAAUCGAUGGCGAGAUCAUAAAUGUUGUACGCGACGAGCACGUCUGGCGCAAAGAGUCUUACUGGCCCAAGGAAUUCCCCAAGUCUUCUGCAUAUGCAGCCGAUUCCGACGAGGAGGAAUCUACGGUUGGCAAAAUGCCCCCAUCUGAUUCUGAGGAUGAGUAG